GUCUUUCUCUGUUGGCCAGGCUGAAGUGCAGUGGAGCAAUCUUGGCUCACUGCAACCUCCGUCUCCCGGGCUCAAGCAAUUCUCCUGCCUCAUCCUCCCGAGUAGCUGGAAUUACAGGCAUGUGCCACCACGCCCGGCUAAUGUAUUUUUAGUAGAGACGUGGUUUCACCAUGUUGGGUCUUGAACUCCUGACCUCAGGUGAUCCGCCCGCCUCGCCUCCCAAAGUGCUGGGAUUACAAGCGUGAGCCACCGCGCCCGGCUAGUAUUUGUAAUUCUUAUCUAUCACAUUAAGGCUCUUGUCCGGUGUGGUUGUGUUCCGGGGCGGUCCCCGACCCCGCCCCUCACAAGCCCCGCCCCCGCAACGGGCCCCGCCUCCUGAACUCCAGAGCUCCCGACCCCGCCUCCGCAGGGUCCAGGCUUCCCCCUGGUGACAGGUGGUGCUGGUGUAGUCAAGGAGGAAGGCUCGCUUUUUUUGGUUCAGGUUGUCAUGGUGGCGCCCAGCCCGCCUUGCCGGCCUUGUCUUUUCCGGUCUCUGUCCGGCGUGGCAUCGGAGGCAGGCACCGUUAGGUCUUCCAAUCCCUCUCUGUCAUGGCGACGCCCUGCCUCUUCUUCCGUCCACAGCCUGUCAUGGCGGCACCCGAAAUAGUCCCUGCCGGGGCCAGCCUGUUCUGUUGCCCUGGCUCUUCCUAGUCCAGGCUGCCAUGGCGGCGCUCAGGGCUUACCGGAAGUAAAACUUCGGAAGUGAGGCGCUCCUCUGCCCGGAAGUGAGCGCGGCGCUAGGAAAGAUGGCGGCAGCGGCGGCGGUGGGCAACGCGGUGCCCUGCGGGGCCCGGCCUUGCGGGGCCCGGCCUGACGGGCAGCCCAAGCCCGGGCCGCAGCCGCGCGCACUCCUUGCCGCCGGGCCGGCGCUCAUAGCGAACGGUGACGAGCUGGUGGCUGCCGUGUGGCCGUACCGGCGGUUGGCGCUGUUGCGGCGCCUCACGGUGCUGCCAUUCGCCGGGCUGCUUUACCCGGCCUGGUUGGGUGCCGCAGCCGCUGGCUGCUGGGGCUGGGGCAGCAGUUGGGUGCAGAUCCCCGAAGCCGCGCUGCUCGUGCUUGCCACCAUCUGCCUCGCGCACGCGCUCACUGUCCUCUCGGGGCAUUGGUCUGUGCACGCGCAUUGCGCGCUCACCUGCACCCCGGAGUACGACCCCAGCAAAGCGACCUUUGUGAAGGUGGUGCCAACCCCCAACAAUGGCUCCACGGAGCUCGUGGCCCUGCACCGCAAUGAGGGCGAAGACGGGCUUGAGGUGCUGUCCUUCGAAUUCCAGAAGAUCAAGUAUUCCUACGAUGCCCUGGAGAAGAAGCAGUUUCUCCCCGUGGCCUUUCCUGUGGGAAAUGCCUUCUCAUACUAUCAGAGCAACAGAGGCUUCCAGGAAGACUCAGAGAUCCGAGCAGCUGAGAAGAAAUUUGGGAGCAACAAGGCCGAGAUGGUGGUGCCUGACUUCUCGGAGCUUUUCAAGGAGAGAGCCACAGCCCCCUUCUUUGUAUUUCAGGUGUUCUGUGUGGGGCUCUGGUGCCUGGAUGAGUACUGGUACUACAGCGUCUUCACGCUAUCCAUGCUGGUGGCGUUCGAGGCCUCGCUGGUGCAGCAGCAGAUGCGGAACAUGUCGGAGAUCCGGAAGAUGGGCAACAAGCCCCACAUGAUCCAGGUCUACCGAAGCCGCAAGUGGAGGCCCAUUGCCAGUGAUGAGAUCGUACCAGGGGACAUCGUCUCCAUCGGCCGCUCCCCACAGGAGAACCUGGUGCCGUGUGACGUCCUUCUGCUGCGAGGCCGCUGCAUCGUAGACGAGGCCAUGCUCACGGGGGAGUCCGUGCCACAGAUGAAGGAGCCCAUCGAAGACCUCAGCCCAGACCGGGUGCUGGACCUCCAGGCUGAUUCCCGGCUACACGUCAUCUUCGGGGGCACCAAGGUGGUGCAGCAUAUCCCCCCACAGAAAGCCACCACGGGCCUGAAGCCGGUUGACAGCGGGUGCGUGGCCUACGUCCUGCGGACCGGAUUCAACACAUCCCAGGGCAAGCUGCUGCGCACCAUCCUCUUCGGGGUCAAGAGGGUGACUGCGAACAACCUGGAGACCUUCAUCUUCAUCCUCUUCCUCCUGGUGUUUGCCAUCGCUGCAGCUGCCUAUGUAUGGAUUGAAGGUACCAAGGACCCCAGCCGGAACCGCUACAAGCUGUUUCUGGAGUGCACCCUGAUCCUCACCUCGGUCGUGCCUCCUGAGCUGCCCAUCGAGCUGUCCCUGGCCGUCAACACCUCCCUCAUUGCCCUGGCCAAGCUCUACAUGUACUGCACAGAGCCCUUCCGGAUCCCCUUUGCUGGCAAGGUCGAGGUGUGCUGCUUUGACAAGACGGGGACGUUGACCAGUGACAGCCUGGUGGUGCGCGGUGUGGCCGGGCUGAGAGACGGGAAGGAGGUGACCCCAGUGUCCAGCAUCCCUGUAGAAACACACCGGGCCCUGGCCUCGUGCCACUCGCUCAUGCAGCUGGACGACGGCACCCUCGUGGGUGACCCUCUAGAGAAGGCCAUGCUGACGGCCGUGGACUGGACGCUGACCAAAGAUGAGAAAGUAUUCCCCCGAAGUAUUAAAACUCAGGGGCUGAAAAUUCACCAGCGCUUUCAUUUUGCUAGUGCCCUGAAGCGAAUGUCCGUGCUUGCCUCGUAUGAGAAGCUGGGCUCCACCGACCUCUGCUACAUCGCGGCCGUGAAGGGGGCCCCCGAAACUCUGCACUCCAUGUUCUCCCAGUGCCCGCCCAACUACCACCACAUCCACACCGAGAUCUCCCGGGAAGGAGCCCGCGUCCUGGCGCUGGGGUACAAGGAGCUGGGACACCUCACUCACCAGCAGGCCCGGGAGGUCAAGCGGGAGGCCCUGGAGUGCAGCCUCAAGUUCGUCGGCUUCAUUGUGGUCUCCUGCCCCCUCAAGGCUGACUCCAAGGCCGUGAUCCGGGAGAUCCAGAAUGCGUCCCACCGGGUGGUCAUGAUCACGGGAGACAACCCGCUCACUGCAUGCCACGUGGCCCAGGAGCUGCACUUCAUUGAAAAGGCCCACACGCUGAUCCUGCAGCCUCCCUCCGAGAAAGGCCGGCAGUGCGAGUGGCGCUCCAUUGACGGCAGCAUCGUGCUGCCCCUGGCCCGGGGCUCCCCAAAGGCACUGGCCCUGGAGUACGCACUGUGCCUCACAGGCGACGGCUUGGCCCACCUGCAGGCCACCGACCCCCAGCAGCUGCUCCACCUCAUCCCCCAUGUGCAGGUGUUCGCCCGUGUGGCCCCCAAGCAGAAGGAGUUUGUCAUCACCAGCCUGAAGGAGCUGGGCUACGUGACCCUCAUGUGUGGGGAUGGCACCAACGACGUGGGCGCCCUGAAGCAUGCUGAUGUGGGUGUGGCGCUCUUGGCCAACGCCCCUGAGCGGGUUGUCGAGCGGCGACGGCGGCCCCGGGAAAGCCCAACCGUGAGCAACAGUGGCAUCAGAGCCACCUCCAGGACAGCCAAGCAGCGGUCAGGGCUCCCUCCCUCCGAGGAGCAGCCAACCUCCCAGAGGGACCGCCUGAGCCAGGUGCUGCGAGACCUCGAGGACGAGAGCACGCCCAUUGUGAAACUGGGGGAUGCCAGCAUCGCAGCACCCUUCACCUCCAAGCUCUCGUCCAUCCAGUGCAUCUGCCACGUGAUCAAGCAGGGCCGUUGCACGCUGGUGACCACGCUACAGAUGUUCAAGAUCCUGGCGCUCAAUGCCCUCAUCCUGGCCUACAGCCAGAGCGUCCUCUACCUGGAGGGGGUCAAGUUCAGUGACUUCCAGGCCACCCUACAGGGGCUGCUGCUGGCCGGCUGCUUCCUCUUCAUCUCCCGUUCCAAGCCCCUCAAGACCCUCUCCCGAGAACGGCCCCUGCCCAACAUCUUCAACCUGUACACCAUCCUCACCGUCAUGCUCCAGUUCUUUGUGCACUUCCUCAGCCUUGUCUACCUGUACCGUGAGGCCCAGGCCCGGAGCCCCGAGAAGCAGGAGCAGUUCGUGGACUUGUACAAGGAGUUUGAACCAAGCCUGGUCAACAGCACCGUCUACAUCAUGGCCAUGGCCAUGCAGAUGGCCACCUUCGCCAUCAAUUACAAAGGCCCGCCCUUCAUGGAGAGCCUGCCCGAGAACAAGCCCCUGGUGUGGAGUCUGGCAGUUUCACUCCUGGCCAUCAUUGGCCUGCUCCUCGGCUCCUCGCCCGACUUCAACAGCCAGUUUGGCCUCGUGGACAUCCCUGUGGAGUUCAAGCUGGUGAUUGCCCAGGUCCUGCUCCUGGACUUCUGCCUGGCGCUCCUGGCCGACCGCGUCCUGCAGUUCUUCCUGGGGACCCCGAAGCUGAAAGUGCCUUCCUGAGAUGGCAGUGCUGGUACCCACUGCCCACCCUGGCUGCCGCUGGGCGGGAACCCCACCAGGGCCCCGGGAGGGAACCCUGCCCCCCAACCCCCCACAGCAAGGCUGUACAGUCUCGCCUUUGGAAGACUGAGCUGGGACCCCCACAGCCAUCCGCUGGCUUGGCCAGCAGAACCAGCCCCAAGCCAGCACCUUUGGUAAAUAAAGCAGCAUCUGAGAUUUUAAAAA
This is a messenger RNA of Gorilla gorilla gorilla (western lowland gorilla), 4625 nucleotides long. It is a transcript of the gene ATP13A1, whose product is annotated as ATPase 13A1. The transcript has 26 exons. Bases 786 to 4400 code for a protein of 1204 amino acids. Gene Ontology annotation, molecular function: ATPase-coupled monoatomic cation transmembrane transporter activity; ATP hydrolysis activity; membrane protein dislocase activity. The record is from RefSeq and is a predicted model, not a curated record. Gene Ontology annotation, biological process: intracellular calcium ion homeostasis; extraction of mislocalized protein from ER membrane; transmembrane transport. NCBI's taxonomy places the organism in Eukaryota, Metazoa, Chordata, Mammalia, Primates, Hominidae. Gene Ontology annotation, cellular component: endoplasmic reticulum membrane.